Molecule: messenger RNA, 1155 nt
Organism: Caenorhabditis briggsae
Lineage: Eukaryota; Metazoa; Nematoda; Chromadorea; Rhabditida; Rhabditidae
Gene: Cbr-bre-4
Product: Protein CBR-BRE-4
Exons: 7
Coding region: 1-1155 (384 amino acids)
Biological process (GO): carbohydrate metabolic process; glycosphingolipid biosynthetic process
Molecular function (GO): N-acetyl-beta-glucosaminyl-derivative 4-beta-N-acetylgalactosaminyltransferase activity
Source: RefSeq, a predicted model, not a curated record
AUGGCUUUUCGGCAUUUGGCCUCCGCCAAACUCAAAACAUUCUUCGUCCUUUGUGCCGCCCUUCUUCUCGUUCAUGCAAUGAUUUAUAAGGUCCCCUCUCUUUACGAGAACUUCUCCAUUGGCUCCUCGACGCUCAUCGCCGACGUCGACGCGAUGGAAGCGGUACUCGGAAACACGGCAUCCACUUCAGAUGACCCAUUUGACGUCUGGAAUUCUACGUUUUCACCUAUUUCCGAAGUGAAUCAAACCGCUUUCAUGGAAGACAUCCGCCCGAUUCUCUUCGGCGAUGCGAACGAAACGCGUCCCCACUGCAACCAGACACCGCCACAUCUCGUCGGACCGAUUCGUGUAUUUUUGGAUGAGCCAGACUUUGCGACACUCGAAAAAAUCUAUCCGGAAACGCAUCCUGGAGGGCAUGGAAUUCCGACAGAAUGCGUCGCACGCCACCGUGUAGCCAUCAUUGUACCGUAUCGAGAUAGAGAGGCGCAUUUGCGAAUCAUGCUGCACAAUUUGCAUUCCCUGCUAGCCAAACAACAAUUGGAUUAUGCAAUUUUCGUUGUAGAACAAGUCGCAAAUCAGACAUUCAAUCGCGGAAAGCUGAUGAACGUUGGCUACGAUGUGGCGUCUCGUCUCUACCCAUGGCAAUGUUUCAUUUUCCAUGACGUGGAUUUGUUACCAGAAGAUGACCGUAAUCUCUACACGUGUCCCAUACAGCCAAGGCAUAUGAGCGUCGCUAUCGACAAGUUUCACUAUAAACUUCCCUACUCGGCGAUCUUCGGAGGAAUCAGUGCUCUAACUCAGGAACACGUCAAAGCCAUCAACGGAUUCUCGAACGACUUCUGGGGAUGGGGCGGGGAGGACGAUGAUUUGGCGACGAGAACAUCGCAGGCCGGACUGAAAGUUUCCAGAUAUCCAGCACAAAUUGCCAGAUACAAAAUGAUAAAACACUCGACAGAAGCCACGAAUCCAGUCAAUAAAUGCCGCUACAAAAUCAUGGGUCAAACAAAGCGUCGCUGGAAAACCGACGGCCUCAGCUCGCUGAAAUACAAAUUAGUCAAAUUGGAACUUAAACCACUGUACACGAGAGCCGUCGUUGAUCUACUGGAAAAAGAGUGCCGACGAGAGCUUCGGCGGGAUUUUCCAACGUGUUUCUAA